This is a messenger RNA of Malaclemys terrapin pileata, 8965 nucleotides long. It is a transcript of the gene TET3, whose product is annotated as tet methylcytosine dioxygenase 3. Bases 107 to 6109 code for a protein of 2000 amino acids. Lineage: Eukaryota; Metazoa; Chordata; Testudines; Emydidae. The transcript is spliced from 11 exons. Gene Ontology annotation, biological process: positive regulation of transcription by RNA polymerase II; oxidative demethylation. Gene Ontology annotation, cellular component: nucleus. The record is from RefSeq and is a predicted model, not a curated record. Gene Ontology annotation, molecular function: DNA binding; zinc ion binding; DNA 5-methylcytosine dioxygenase activity.
AGUAAGGGGGAGACGCCCCCCACCUUUACCAGUUCUUUGGCAUCCUUCAGUCUUUAGGUGCAGCAAAAAAAAAAAGUGCUCCCCUGCCUUGAUCCAACAAGGAGCCAUGAAGAAAUUCCAGUCAUUGCUGCAGCUUAGGAAUGAAUCGGCAGGUGCCUACAGCUUCCCUGAAGGCGGCGAGAUGUUGAGUGCCUGCGAAGGCGGCUUUCUGAUCCUGGAGAAGAGUGACGUCUGUCUUGGUGUGGACGCCACCGGCCAGGCGCCAAAGAAACGGAAGCGCUGUGGGGUCUGCGUCCCCUGCUUGAGGAAGGGGAAUUGCGGUGCCUGCACCCACUGCGUGAACCGAAGGACCAGCCACCAGAUCUGCAAAAUGAGGAAGUGCGAGGCGCUGAAGAAGAAAAAAUCGGUGCUCCUCAGAGAGGUGGAAAUAAGGGACAAUAAAGAAGGUGGGACGCAGGAGCAAGUGCUGGCGACAAAGACAGGUUCGGAGGGCAACCCAGUUGAUGGACCCAAAACAGGCCAAAUGGAAGAAGGGCCAAUUAAUUAUGUUGAAGAAAGAAGGUUGAAGGAAGGAAGCGGGCCCAGCCUGGUGAAUGGGGGGAGCCAGCAGGCUGGGGGAAGUGCCCUGCUAAUGGAAACAGACGGCUGGCUCUCCAACCAGCCUGUCGCCCGGCACUCGAGCGAGAAAGCCAAGUGGGAGAGCGCUCCGGCCCCGGGCCGGGGGGACGCUGCCAACGAUGCGAACCUGGAGGAUGCUCGGAACCUGGUGGCCUUCUCCGCCGUGGCCGAGGCCAUGUCUUCCUACGGAAUGCCAGCCACCGGGUCCCCGUCGCUGCUGAGCACGCAGCUGUAUGAGAAAUUCAACUUGGAGAUGAGCCGGGGAGGGGCGGGCAACCCAGGGCUCUCCCAGCCCGACGGCGUCCCUGGAGGUGAGGACCUGAACGCCCUGAAGGCUGCCCUGACCCUGGCCAAGCACGGCAUGAAGCCCCCCAACUGCAACUGUGACGGCCCUGAGUGUCCCGACUACCUGGAGUGGCUGGAGCAGAAGAUCAAGUCGGCCCUUGGGGAGGGGCAGACCCGCCCAUCCCAGCAUCUCAGCGACGCCCACCACCAGCCCUUAGACAAAGGUGCUACUCCCAAUCAGGUGCCUGCCGUGGUGGAGACGCUUAAGCCAUGCCCUUCAGAUGGCCUCCCCUUUUCCCAAAGUGCACUGAACAUCGCCAAGGAGAAGAACAUUAGCCUCCAGACAGCCAUCGCCAUAGAAGCCCUGACCCAGCUGUCGUCUGCUCUCCCGCCGCCGGCCAGGGUGACUCCAGCCACUCCCGGCAGCCCCUUGCCAUCCGUGUCGUUCGCCUCCAAGGAGCAGCUGGUCUGUUCGUCCCCCUUCAGCCCAGACGAACCCCCGGUGCUACCCACAUCCAGCAACGAGCAGUACCAGAGCCAGAACGCACAACCCUACGGCGGACACAAAGUGCUCCAGACGUCUCGGGCCCUUACGCAGUCCUCUUGGCAGCCGGCGGACCCCCAGUAUAUCCUCGAACCCAGCGCCCCCCGGGAGCCAGCGGGCCUCUUCCCCAAUUUCACCUCCACCCCCCAGAAACUGGAAUUUCCCGAGCCGUGGGAUGAAGGACCCAAGCCAAAAAACAACUUGUGGAUGCUCAACUCCGACCCGCCCGCCUCUUUGGUGAGCGACCCGAUGGCUGAGCUGGAGCAGCUGCUGGGCAGCGCCAACGAUUACAUCAAGUCGGUGUUUAAGAGGCCUGAAGCAAUGCCCAACAAGGUCAAAGCCGUCAAGCUGAAGCAAGAGCCGCUGGUCCCGCCUCUGAAGAAGGAAGCCGGGGGUGGCCAUCCCAAGCUGGCCCCCAGCCAGCACUUGUCGCAGCUGCUGCAAGAAACAGACUUCCAUAAGAAGACCCAGAUGGUGCUGCAGCAGCACCUCCAUCAUAAGCGCAAUCUCUUCCUGGACCAGAACCUGGCCCAGCCGGGCCCACAGGACCAGCUGCCCAACUGGUGGGCUCCCGGCUCUCAGGCCCUGCUUCCGAAGCCAUCUGAAAAGCAGGCCAAAGAGAAGAAGAAGAAAAUUCAGCCCGACAAACCCCCCCAGGUCAAGCCACUCCGGAAGCAAGUCCAGAUCAAGAAGUCCAAGCAGAAGGAUUCGCAACCACUGUUCUUGCCCCUGAGGCAAAUUAGCUUGGAAGGAUUUCACUCAGCCACCGCCCCUGAGCUCCCAACGGAAGAGAUGCAGACUGAGCAGCCUUUCCCCGGCACCCCUGUCAAACCCCCGCCUCUUGCACUAUUCACACCCAGCUCCGCUGCAGAGUCUCCACUGCAAAAGCAGCUGGACGACAGAAGCCAGGCUCCCAACACUCAGGAAACGGGCGCUCUCAGCCAAGGGAGCCCAGAGGAAAACCGCCAGCAUCACCUUCACCAGAACUUUGCGUGCCACCCUGCUCCGCCCGGCACUCCCGUCUCCAGCUAUGCGCCCUGCUGCUCUGCUGUUCCCUCCGGCGACGGGCAGGACCAAGCUCCUCACAAGCCCUUAAACCCGUCUGACCCGCUGCCGGCCCAGAACUCGCUCAUGGUGGACGACAAGCUGGAGGAGCUGAUCCGGCAGUUCGAGGCGGAGUUUGGGGAAAAUUUCAGCCUGCAGAAUUCUGACCUCCCGGCUCCGCUCACUGACGGGCUGCCCCCCCAGCCUCUCUCCCACCAGUCGUCUUCUCUGAGCCACUCUCCAGAACUGCCAGGGGGCUCAGACUCAACCCUCCAAGUGCCAGCUGUCGAAGAUGGAGUGCUGCCCCUGGCUGAAGCUCCCGAAGUGGGAUCCAAAGGCUUUUCGCUGUCGCCCGGGAUGGGUCAGCAUUUUGAGAACCCCUUUGCAGCUAGGUCCCCCAAGCAGAUUAAAAUAGAAUCUUCUGGUGCUAUCACCGUGGUGUCAACCACUUGCUUUUACUCCGAGGAAAACCAAAACACGGAUGCUGCUUACCUAGAUGGGACCCCGACCAAGAACGACGUGCCGUUUACGCCAACCCUCAGUGGAUUUUUGGAAUCUCCUUUGAAAUACUUGGAUACGCCAACAAAAAGUUUAUUGGACACCCCAGCCAAGCGGGCUCAGGCGGAAUUCCCCACUUGCGACUGCGUGGAACAAAUAGUGGAGAAAGACGAGGGACCAUACUACACCCACCUGGGAUCGGGACCAACAGUGGCAUCUAUCAGGGAUCUCAUGGAAGAGAGGUAUGGCGAGAAGGGGAAAGCCAUCAGAAUCGAAAAGGUCAUCUAUACAGGGAAGGAAGGCAAAAGCUCCCGGGGCUGCCCGAUAGCGAAGUGGGUGAUCAGGAGGCACAACCAAGAGGAGAAGCUGCUGUGUUUGGUGCGGCACCGAGCCGGUCACCACUGCCAGAAUGCUGUCAUCAUCAUUUUAAUCCUGGCCUGGGAGGGCAUCCCUCGCACCCUGGGUGACACGCUGUACCAGGAGCUCACUGACACGCUCACUAAAUACGGAAACCCCACCAGCCGCAGAUGCGGCCUGAAUGACGACCGGACCUGUGCAUGUCAGGGCAAGGACCCCAACACCUGCGGUGCUUCUUUUUCCUUUGGCUGCUCCUGGAGCAUGUAUUUCAAUGGAUGCAAGUACGCCCGAAGCAAAACUCCCCGGAAGUUUCGACUGGUGGGGGACAAUCCCAAAGAGGAAGAAGUGCUCAGAAACAGCUUCCAGGACUUGGCUACUGAAGUCGCUCCACUUUAUAGGAGGCUUGCGCCGCAGGCGUAUCAAAAUCAGGUUACAAACGAGGAUAUCGCAAUAGACUGCCGGCUCGGUCUGAAAGAAGGAAGGCCGUUCUCUGGGGUGACCGCGUGUAUGGACUUCUGUGCGCACGCUCACAAGGAUCAGCAUAACCUCUACAACGGAUGCACGGUGGUGUGUACCUUAACGAAGGAGGACAAUCGGAGCGUUGGGAAGAUUCCUGAGGAUGAGCAACUGCACGUCCUUCCGCUGUAUAAAAUGUCCACCACAGAUGAGUUUGGCAGCGAGGAGAAUCAGAACGCAAAGAUGGGCAGCGGAGCCAUUCAGGUGCUCACCUCCUUCCCCAGGGAGGUCAGGAAGCUGCCUGAGCCUGCCAAGUCUUGCAGGCAAAGGCAACUAGAAGCCAAAAAGGCAGCCGCUGAGAAGAAGAAAAUGCAGAAAGAGAAGCUAAUCACCCCUGAGAAAAUAAAGCAGGAAGCACUAGAAAUCCCGACACUCCAGCAAAAUACAGGUAUGGCGUUGAAAAAUGGACUCCCCCAGCACUCAGUCAAACCUUCCAUCAAAGUUGAACCUCAGAACCAUUACAACACUUUCAAAUACAACGGCAAUGCAGUGGUGGAAAGCUACUCCGUGCUGGGGAGCUGCCGCCCCUCAGACCCGUACAGCAUGAACAGCGUUUACUCUUACCAUUCCUACUAUGCACAGCCUAAUCUGCCUUCCAUGAAUGGGUUUCAUUCAAAGUUCACUUUUCCCUCCUUUGGAUAUUACGGAUUCUCCAGCAACCACAUGUUCCCUUCGCAGUUUCUGAAUUACGGUGCCACUGAGCCGAGGAGUGGGGAUUGGGUAAGUAGCAGCUAUGAGAAGAAACCCGACCUCCAAGCAUUGCAAGAUAACCUUAACCACACUUACAGGAAUUCAGAGUUCUCAGAGCAACUCCCACACUCUGUACGAAACAAAAACCACCACCAGCGGACCUAUGAGAGAGCCAACAGGUAUGCCAGCCAGAAGUCCAUGGCCAUGUCCCAUAGGACUAACUCUGUCCCAAUGGAAACCCCAUCGUUUGCACAAAACACGAACUGUUUCAGCAACCGAGCAAUCAAACAAGAGCCCGUAGACGCCUUGUCACACAUCGAGUCCAUUCAAAGGGCUGCCAUGAAUGUACAAAACUCGAGUCUCAACCUGUCCGCUGUGCCCGUGUCAUCUCAGAACGGCGAUCAGGAACAACGGUGGAGCCCCUACAAAAUCAACAGGAAUGUGUCUCCCUCUGACAGGACUAGUAAUGCAGAGCGUUCUUGGAAUAUGUUUACGCCCAAUGACAAUACCAACUUACCCAACACGAGCAUGCAGGAUAAGUUGAAUUCAUUCAAUGGACACUCAAACGCUACCCAGUUACCCCAGUCUCACCUCCAGGAGAAACAAUGGAACGUAUUUUCUGGAGAUGGGCAGGCAACGCAACAUAGUUCUAGCCUGCUUGGGAAAUCAUGGAGCCCUUGCAGACUCAACGAAAGCCCUUCAGUCUUGCCUAGUUCUGCAAAUUCGAACCUGCAGGAAAAACCCUGGAACCUCAGCCAGCUGAACUUCAGUUCCACCCUCAAGGGGAACCCUGGGUUUCAAGAUGAGCUGUGGAACUCGGUCAAGGUGGACGAGAGGAGGACUCCGACACCUAGCUCGGGGCUGCUUGAGAAGCCAUGGGAUUCCUUUGGCUCGUCGGCCACCAUAGGGUCAAGCGUGUGUAGCGAGAAGCCAUUCGGCACCUUGAAAGCAGACAGUAACGCGUUCUUGCCCAGUAUCCGUCAUCAGGAGAAACUGUGGGACCCCUUCAGCUUGGAUGACAGCAUAGAAGAGUUGCCCGAUAAGACCCUCAAGGAGGAGGAGGAAGAUGAUGAGGAGGAAGAGGAGUGGUCAGACAGCGAACACAAUUUUCUGGAUGAAAACAUAGGCGGGGUGGCGGUGGCCCCGGCCCAUGGCUCCAUCCUGAUUGAAUGCGCCAGGCGGGAGCUGCACGCCACCACCCCGCUCAAGAAACCCAACCGGUGCCACCCCACCCGCAUCUCACUGGUGUUUUACCAACACAAGAACUUGAACCAGCCCAAUCACGGCCUUGCCCUUUGGGAAGCCAAGAUGAAGCAGCUGGCGGAGAGGGCAAGAGCGAGGCAGGAAGAAGCAGCCAGGCUCGGGCUCCAGCAGGAUACCAAGCCAUUCAGCAAAAAGCGCAAGUGGGGAGGCGCCGUGGCCCCUGAACCCCAACACAAAGAAAAGAAAGAUUCUGUCCCAACACGGCAAGCAGUGGCUAUUCCAACAAACUCUGCUAUCACUGUGUCCUCAUAUGCCUAUACCAAGGUAACUGGACCAUACAGUCGCUGGAUAUGAGAUUAAUACAGCUAAUAUGGCCAUCUUACCUCAACGUCUGCGACACUGGACCACAGUGUUGCUUUGUGGUGCUUUCUCCUAAUGCAUGUAGGGGAAAAAAAUCUACUCAAGUGCAAACCUUCUAAAAUCUGCACUUUGAGAGGAGUUAAAAAAACAAACAAACGAACACUUAUUGCUGUUAACAUUUUUCAGUAAUCUAAUAUUUAUAUCUCCGCAUUUUUUUAAUCUAUCCUUGUACAUCACAAGAAUGGAAAAGAAAAAUUUAUAGUGUCCUUUCACAAAGGAGAGGUUUUUAAUUCCAUUUAAAAUAUGUAUUUAUUGGAUUUUUUUUUAUUAUUACAACAAUGAAGCAGAUCUUAAAAAAAAAACAAAAAAAAACACCAAACCAGCUUGAAAAAAAGAAAAUCUGUACAGCUCACUCGUGUUAACGCUGGUAGGGAAUUUCAGCUUGGAAAUCAUCUGGAAACGUGUGCUUCAAAGUCAAUCGAAAAUGGUUUGAACAUCCGGUUUUUCAAAUGAACUAAAGUGCAUAUUUUGCAGCUUGACUGAUCAUUUCUUAUAGAUACAGUAACCCUCUGGGGCUGGGAAAUAUACAGAGAAUUAUGUGGAAAUCAGUUGCAGAUAGAGUAAUGGAUUCCCACUUCUAGGCAGAUGCUGGGGUUUUGCAGAUGGUUUGUUUAAUGGAGGUGUUUUCUCCUAACAGCUCCUGUUUAUAGGUAAAGGGUUUGAUUUGCCUCCUACUUACCUCAGGAUUAAAUCCAUUGAAAUUGAUGGAGUUACACCAGUGGAAAACCAGAGCCUGUGUAAACAGGCAGCAGAAGUCUCUAAGUCUGACUUAAGUGGUGCUAUGCCUCAUCCUGGCCACUCUGCAAAGGGGUAAUUUCCUAAGUGGGAGGACAGUCAGGUCUGAUGGCUUUAAAGUGCUGUGAGUUCAGAAUGUGAGCUAACACCAGACACUUUAGCUGAAUACAUUAUAAACCAGGUUGAAAGCAAGACCAAAUUAUCCAGGAUGAUUUGUCUUCAUGCUGAAUAGUUUAUCAGCUAUUUUGAUAUUCUCACCAAACUCACAUUGUUAUGUAUUCAGCUACAAGGUGACAUUAGAGAGGAAAGUAGGUUUCUUAUACAAGAGACAGGAGCCUGGGACAUCUGGACUACUUUCCAUGCUAUUUUUGUACCGAUCAUACUCUGUCACCUUAUAGCAGUAAAAAAAAAAAAAAUCUGGAGGGGGAAAGAGGGGGUUACUGUAUCUUCAAGAACCCAACAAAAACUGUGAAUAGUUAGUGUUGCUCUGUGUACUCACUGUUGCUAAGUUUGGUGCUUUCAGUCUCAAGGGGACGUUCUCUGUUUGAUCAGCUCUGGGAGGAGUGAAUACCGAAAAUGACUUGCAAGCCGCCUUCUACAUUUUCCAAUGGUGCAUGCUUCCGUACUGUAAAAACUCCCCUAUGACAAGUCGACGUUUUCAAACACAAAAAUGAAAUUGACGACCGUUUUCUGCAAGCUAAUUAUUUUCCCGGUGCCAUUUUUUAUAACAACGAUGAUGAUUACAGCAAAACUAAGUGGUGCUUAUUAACAAUCUGAAUCAUGACUUCUUUUCCCCCUCUACAAAGCUGUUGGGAACGAUUGAUUCAAAUAACUUGCUAAAUAGGAGUGACGGGUGGGAGGAAAUUCUCUGAAGCUAGAGAGACGUUCUCCAUGGGAGGGCUGGAUUUCUGUGAUGUUAGCAGAAAUUAUAUGGAGCGAUCCCAAAAAAAAAUGUAGGGUGAAAUUCACCCAUGUGCAGAGGCCCUGCACAAUUUCUGUGCCCAACUUAAGCCCUGAGUCCUCACUGCUUAGGUCUCGCCUGGUGUAAAAAGACCAUUGAUUUCACUAGAGUUACAAUCAUUUACCCCAGCUGAGGAUCUGGCCCUGAGGGUUUAAAUGGUAUUUAAGUGAUGCCUGGGCCCUUGAGCAUGUUCUCUACAGAGGUGAAUUUCUUCCUUCAUGGGAACUGAGCCCUGAGAUAAAUGAUAAAGUACUUAAUGGAUAACAGGUGCUAUCCUGCUCCCGUUGAAAUCACUGGCAAAAUUCCCACUGACUUCAGCGGGAGUCAGAGUAAGUCCAUUGCCUGCUGUUCCUACAGGACAUUCUGUGGGAAAUUCCAAACGUAGAAGCCUGGUUCUUCAGCUGAGUAGUCCCAUUACUUCUCGGGGAUGGCGGGGCUGCUCCCCUGCAUAAGAUUCUGAAAGAUCAGGCCUGGUAGACAUUUAAAACUGGAUAACAAUACUCAGUCAUAAUUCUGCACUUUCAGGUGCCUUUUGGAGAGUCAGAGAGAGAGAGAGAGCUGAGAACUUAACCGUACAUAACGUUUUGUUUACUGUAAACCUUGUUCCUCGUGCACUGGCACAGAAAAUCACAGGAUCGCUGUAAAACAUCCUGAACGUUUGUGUGGUCUGAUUUUAAACUGUAAAUAGGGAAAGAUUUUUUUAAAAGCACUUUCACCUAGAUUUAAAAACAAAACAAAACAAAAAAAACCCAACCCCAACAACUUGAAAGCAGUAUGUUUUAAACAGAUUAUCGUGGGAGAACUGUAAAUAGUGGCAAAAUAUUUAACAUGCUUUGUCCGUCCUUCAUAAUUUUUUUUUUCUGUAUUCUGUAUAGUUGCAUAUAUUUGACAAGGAAAAUCAAUGAGCUAUUAUUGCUUUGUUAUAAAUACCCAAGAUCAUAUCAAGGCUGUAGAAUUAUUCCAAGUCAGAUUUAUAGGAAACCCUCUGAACUUCACAGUAUAACAAACUAAAGCACUCAAGGGGGUAGAUCCUCAGCUGGUGUAGAGCGGCCAUUGUCUUCAGUGGAACUAUGCCAGCUGUGUCUCUGGCCCUC